UCCUAUCUGAUCUUAUAUAAUUUUCAAGGUAUUAUCGACUCUUUGCAAUCAAUGGUCACCUUUUCUGUUAUCAUGUUCUCCAGUUUGCAUAUCUAUUGUUGUUGCCUUACUGUGAUACUCAUGCUGUCUAAAAGAUUUCCUUCCAGGAUCAGGGGAGAGAGUGAGGAUAAAAUGGGCAAUAUGAAAAUUCUUGCAGAAGCCAAGAAGUUAUGGAUGAAACUCAAUCUCCGGGGGGCGAUCCUUACGAGCUUUUCUCUGCAAGUCUUUCUCAUAUUUUUUGCACCCAUUCGAAAGAGGUGUUCAAAAAGGUGGAUCGUGACGCUCACCUGGUCAGCUUAUUUGGUUGCUGACUUGGUCGCUGACUAUGCCCUUGGACUCAUUUCCAAAGCCCAAAUCAGUGGUUGUGCUUCAGACUACGACACUGAUGCAAAUGGUGACCUUUCGGCAUUUUGGGCUCCAUUUCUUCUGCUGCACCUUGGAGGACCAGACACAAUCACCGCUUUCGCGCUCGAGGAUAAUGAGCUGUGGCGUAGGCACUUGCUUAAUCUCUUAUUCCAGCUUGGCGCUGCAGGAUAUGUAUUUUAUCAAACGCUCCCCAGUAACAAGUUGAUUGUCCCAACCAUCCUCAUGUUUAUUGGUGGAACCACAAAAUACAUAGAGAGAAUACGUGCACUGUAUAUUGCAAGCUUCAGUAAACUCCGUGACUUCUUGCUCACGUCUUUGGAUGCUAGGCUGAAUAUCCGUGCCUCGAUAGAGAUGAUGCCGGGGCCCGAUAUUGAAUCCCCAGAUGUCGGAGAAGAAGAUAAAACCAAAUUGAACGACAGAGAAGUGAUAAAAGCCGCAUGUUUUUACUCCAUAAACUUCAUAGGCCUCCUUGUGGAUCUCCCCUUCAGCUUCCAUGAACGUAACCAAAGCAGGGAAUUUUUCAGGUGGAGAAGUGCAAAGGAUGCUUUUCGGGUCAUUGAGGCUGAGCUCAACUACUUUUAUGAUGUUCUUUAUACCAAAGCUCUCGUGGUGCAUUAUCCAAUAGGAUUCCUUUCACGAGCUAUCUCAAUUGGCUCUGUGGUUACUGCUUUUGCACUUUUCUACGUCCUGCACAAGCAUGGUUUUCACGAAUAUGAUAUACGGAUUACAUACACCUUGCUCCUCGGAGCUGUUGGCCUGGAAUUUGUAGCUCUUAUUAUGCUGAUCUGCUCUGACUGGACAAUUGCACUUUUAGGGAUAUGUGAGGAACAUCGUAAAUGUUUGUCUAUAGGAAGCACCUUCAGUGAGUUCCUCCUCAAAUUCAAAUCUGAAGGUUCGUCGUUUGCAUUGCAUAUUCUCCACGCUAGAUGGUCUAAAGUUAUCUUCCAGUACAAUUUGAUAGAUUCUCAGCUGAGAAGGUGGCCAAAAUGGAUUGAGCAACUACUCCGUCUCAUCUGUCUGGAUGAAUUUCUUAAGGACUUGAGGUCUGGGCGAGUAGAACCAUACAGUGACAAAUUAGGUGAACUGAUUUUUAAUGAGCUGAAACGGAAGUCAUCCAAUGCAAAUGAUUUGGAAAGCAUAAGGGAGAUGUGUGCUGCUCGAGGUCAAUGGGCUCUGGAGCAUUCUAAAACACGGCAAAUAUGUGAAGACUUGAUUCCAUUCAUCCGCGAUGUCGAUUAUGAUGAGAGCCUUUUACUGUGGCACGUUGCCACUGAGCUCUGUUACAAUACUGACACUGAUGAAAGUACCGACCCCGACACUGAUGGAACUAGGAAUGAUCGUGUAAACAGUAAGGUCUUGUCGGAUUAUAUGCUUCAUCUUAUGAUCAAACAACCUGGUAUGAUGUCUGCAGUGGCUGGGUUUGGCAAAAUAAGGUUCCGAUGCACUUGUGCUGAGACGUACAAGUUAUUCAGUGAUAAUAGUGAAGAUAUCUUUGAUAAGAGCGAAGCGAACACGAGGACGGAAAAUGCCUGCAAAAUUCUUCUCUCUGUUAAUCCAGAAGCGAAGCCAGCUGAUGUGAAAGGAGACGGAAUCGAAUCUGCGCUUUUCAACGCGUGCAUUCUCGCAAAAGAGCUGAGGAAAUAUGGGGAGACCAAAUGGGUGAUCGUGAGUGAAGUAUGGGUGGAAUUGCUGGCGUAUGCCGCCAUCCAUUGCCGGCCGGACAUGCAUGCUCAACAGCUUAGUGAAGGAGGAGAACUUGUCACCGUGGUUUGGUUAUUGAUGGUACAUCUUGGCUUGAGUGAACAGUUCCAAAGAGUCGAGGACCCUAGAGCAAAACUGAUCGUUCAAAGAUAAUUGGUGCAAGUUGAUGAAUCGGCAGAAGAUGAGGCUCCUACGUGCAAAUUCCAUUGCAAAUCUCACUUUGUUUACACCUUUUGUUUCGUCUCUUCUUGUGUCGAGUGUUGCUCCUUUGCUCGGACUGCACAUUGUUAAAAGUGUCUUUCCUUGAAAUCUUCUCUUGCUGUUCGAUUUCUAUAAUAUCCAGCGAUUCUGUGCAUUUCUUUGAACCAAAUGAGGGAAGCUCGGACAGAUGACGUCCGAUUGCUUUGGUUUAAAAUUCGUGUUGCAAGUUUAACGUUGUACUGUUGA
This is a messenger RNA of Syzygium oleosum, 2553 nucleotides long. RefSeq lists its product as uncharacterized. The coding region runs from base 52 to 2259 and encodes 735 amino acids. The transcript has a single exon. The record is from RefSeq and is a predicted model, not a curated record. Lineage: Eukaryota; Viridiplantae; Streptophyta; Magnoliopsida; Myrtales; Myrtaceae.